CAUGUGAUAUGAACGUACACAAACGAUGCGAGGAGUCGGUUCCAAAUCUAUGUGGCUGCGAUCACACUGAACGACGUGGGAGGAUACAAUUGACAAUCACUUGUAUAGCCAACAAACUCACAGUUGAAGUUCGGCAAGGAAGAAAUUUAAUACCAAUGGACCCUAAUGGAUUGUCUGACCCUUAUGUGAAACUUAAACUGAUACCAGAUUCGGAUAAUGUUAAGAAGAAAACUAAAACUAUAAGGUCUAGUCUCAAUCCAGUUUGGAAUGAAACACUUGUAUUUGAACUGAAACCAUCCGACAAAGACCGAAGGCUUUUGAUAGAAGUUUGGGAUUGGGACAGAACAUCCAGGAACGAUUUUAUGGGAUCGCUUUCCUUUGGUAUAUCCGAAAUUAUAAAAUCACCAGCAGAAGGUUGGUACAAGCUGCUGACUCAGGAAGAAGGUGAAUUCUACAAUGUGCCAGUACCGGAGGAGGGAACUGAUUUGGCGCAACUUAAGACGCAGAUGAGGAAAACAUCUAUUACCAAAAGGCCAACAUUACCAGCUGAUAAAGAUGUUCCACAUAAUAUGAGUAAAAAAGAUGUGAUACGAGCCACAGAUUUUAAUUUCCUCAUGGUUUUAGGAAAGGGAUCUUUUGGAAAGGUUUUAUUAGCAGAGAGGAAAGGUACAGAUGAACUAUAUGCAAUCAAAAUUCUGAAGAAAGAUAUAAUAAUCCAAGAUGACGAUGUCGAAUGUACUAUGGUUGAAAAACGCGUUUUAGCGUUAUCAUCUAAACCACCAUUCUUAGUCCAAUUACAUUCUUGUUUCCAAACCAUGGAUCGAUUAUAUUUCGUUAUGGAGUAUGUAAAUGGAGGAGAUUUAAUGUUUCAAAUUCAGCAGUGCGGGAAAUUCAAAGAACCGGUGGCAGUGUUUUAUGCUUCAGAAAUUGCCAUAGGCCUAUUUUACUUGCACGCACGAGGAAUAGUAUACAGAGAUUUAAAGCUGGAUAAUGUAUUGUUGGAUCAAGAUGGUCACAUCAAAAUUGCAGAUUUUGGAAUGUGUAAAGAGGGCAUCACAGGAGACAAAACUACAAAGACUUUUUGCGGAACACCAGAUUAUAUAGCACCAGAGAUAAUUCUGUAUCAGCCGUACGGUCGAUCGGUCGAUUGGUGGGCCUAUGGAGUAUUGCUCUACGAAAUGUUGGUCGGUCAACCACCUUUCGAUGGCGAGGACGAAGAAGAACUUUUCGCCGCAAUCACGGACCAUAAUGUUAGUUAUCCGAAAAGUUUAUCCAAAGAGGCUAAAGAAGUCUGCAAAGGGUUGUUAACAAAGAAUCCACUUAAACGGUUGGGUUGCGGAGUUAGAGGUGAAGAAGAUGUCAGAGGUCACGCUUUCUUCAGGAGGAUAGAUUGGGACAGAAUUGAGAACAGAGAAGUUCAACCUCCUUUUAAACCUAAAAUUAAACAUAGGAAAGAUGUAUCAAACUUCGACAGACAAUUCACAAGUGAGAAGGUAGAUUUGACGCCGACUGACAAACUCUUCAUGAUGAAUUUGGACCAAACCGAAUUUAUGGGAUUCUCCUAUCUCAAUCCAGAAUUUGUGCAGCAUGUCUAAGAAAUUAAGGAUGACCAGUGAAAACUAAUUUAUCAAAGAAAUUCACUCGAAUAAUGUGGCUAGUCGGCAUUUGAAACACACAUUUAAGAAAUAAAAUUUCUUACGUGUAUA
Messenger RNA from Ctenocephalides felis (cat flea), 1706 nucleotides. Its product is annotated as protein kinase C, brain isozyme-like. The record is from RefSeq and is a predicted model, not a curated record. Gene Ontology annotation, molecular function: ATP binding; zinc ion binding; diacylglycerol-dependent serine/threonine kinase activity. Lineage: Eukaryota; Metazoa; Arthropoda; Insecta; Siphonaptera; Pulicidae. Gene Ontology annotation, biological process: protein phosphorylation.